GGUAGUGGGGACUGCGCUAGGGUCAGUCUCGAUGAGACCUGCGCGCUGUACAUCUCGCGUGUAACAAACACUCAGGGAAACAAUGGAUUAAGUUAUAACGUUUAGUUAGCAAAGUGAUCUCAAUCUGGGGCAAGUUAUUUAGGGAGUUUAUAACGGUGUUAAAUCAUUGGUAGAAAAGGAUUGAUUUCUGUGUGAAUUUUUCUUUUUUUAUAAAAAUAACCAGUAGUCAUUUUCCCUGUGUGCUUUAAUUUUGCUUCUGUAUUUAUGAGAGCUCAAUUUCUUGUGCUGACGUUAAACAUUCAAAGGGGUUGAAUCACGUAAUACUACUUCUGUACAGUUUCGAUGCAUUCGGACUGUAUAUACAUUUUAUUCACCAGAGUGCUAUUGACGUUUGAUUUAUAAGAACGGUCGCGCUCACGAGUGUCGACAAAAGCCAAUAGCAUUGACAAAUAAUGCGGAGUUUAUUCGUCCCGAAAUUUCCAACGCGAAAUUUUCCACAAAUUUUAUUCCCGACGGACUAAUAACUCGGAUCGAUGUUUCCUACGGUAUUUGUCCUCCGGUGGUUCCAGCCAAAAGGACAAAAGAAAUUCUAAUAAUUCUCACAGGCUUUCCCCACUCUCUACCGUCUUUCUUUCCAGCCGAAGAUUCUAAAAGCCACGGAUCCAUUUUCUUAACCCCAAUUGGAAUUGCAGCUGGUGUUCCGUGUAGAAAGCGAUUGUUCGGAGUCUCCUUGGAAAUAGAUUAAACCGGUGACCUUGUUUCCGCGGUGCCGUUGAAUUUUAAAAAGCCACCCCUUCGACUCGUCGUAGCGCCUAAGAAAAAUGGGACGACACGACGCCAUGGAAGGUCAACUCGAGAAGACUUGCGUGUUGUGCUGGCUUGAGGUUGGCGCCGAUGCGAUAGGAUGCGAAGGGAUGCACCCCGGCAGUCUCGUCGAGUCUAACAUAGAAUGAGAACAUCAGUUCUCGCGUUUCUCUUACCAACCGAGUAACGUUACCACCGAUCUUCACUCCAAAAGCCCUACCGCAGCACUGUAGAGUCUUACUGCACUUGAUUACUUCAAUGAAAAUAAUUAUAUAACGCGAGUGACUAAUUUCAAUAAUUCAAACUCCACAAACCUUCCAAACGGCUGAUGACCGUCCUAUUGCAAGAUCGAAGACACUUGCCCUAUUCUUGAGUGGCCCUAGAAGUAUUUCAAGUGAAAUUAAAAAAAUUCUAUUCAUCGUCCAAAGAACGCGUGGAAAUAAACACUAUCGUGCGGCGUAAAUUAACGUAAUAAUUUUCACGAUGCAUCGAUGCGAUAUCACAGUGACGGGUCGUUGAUCAUUGAACUUUGUCAAAAGAAACUCUCAGUAUCAUAAUCACGACUGAACGGAAAGCGGGUCAGUGGGGAUAUACGAUCUAUAGAGAGUGGUCCAUUCGAUGGGUGUACGAGAUUUAUACGAUCGCUGUAGCCGUCGUAAGAGCGGAUCGAUAUAACGAAGAGUGUCGCCUUCGUUACUCGUGAAAACAAGACUUGUGUUUACGUUGAAUCGUACAGCAGCCAAAGGGUGCAGAAGAGAAGUCGUUGUGAAAAGCUAGUGACUGCAGUGACUGACUUGCUUCUCCUUUUUUAAAUCUUUCCUUUAUUUUCUGCCUCUCGUUCGCUUCGUCCAUCCUCUUUCGUACCCUCGAUUUCGUGACGCGUCAUUGUCGUCAAAAUACGAAAAAGGAGUGACAGCCCCAGGUCGACGUCGGAGCGUUAUUUUCCUCUCGCGGGGCAGCAUGCUGAAAUUUUGUUCACCAGGCGGCAGGAGGCGCAACACCACGGUAAAUUCAGGAAGCAAAGCAGCUCAACAGGGUGUGAGAGAGGGUGAUUUGAUAAGCAGCAUAAACGGUAGGAGCACCCGCGACCUCACCAACAGCGAAGCCCACGCACUUUUACGGAACGCUGGCGAUCAUCUAAAACUCGGACUCAAUCAGGAAAACGUUGGAUCGCCAAAAAGACGUAUAUACAAGAGUAGCCUGCAAGAGAAUACGUCGACGGAAACUUUGAAGAAGAUCACGACCAAAACAACAACGUCGAAUCGUGUCAUAUCAACGGAAACGAGGAGCAACGGAACUGAUGACACGAAGAACGUUAAAAGCUACGCAAGUCAGAACGGCGGUCUGAAGAAUUUGACGGCCGAUCAAACGUACGAUUCUGUGAAAGGAAAAGAGUGGCAGGACUCUCUGGACUACGCAACCGACGCCGAAGACAGCUUCAUCAGGAUGCCGCACGGCUCGCGCAAUCGUAAAAAUCGUCGAAGUCGGAAUCGCAGGCGAUUCCAGCCUUCGGCCCCGGAACAGAACGGAAGCACUGCAGAAAGAUCGACGAACGAAUCUAACGAAACCAAUACAUCAGACGAUGAAAAAAUUGAGACAAUCCUUGAAAAUGCGGCAGAGACUAGGGUUAAUGGAAAUGCUGUAACCGUGAAAACUGAAAAUGCUGAUUCUGAUCGGGACGAAGUUCCCUCUCUGCAAUCACCAGUCGUUAAAAGACGUGCGAGACAGAAUCGCUUUACAAUUGAGAAAAAGGCGCUGAACACCGAAACAAAAAUAUGCGAAAUCACAACGAUUUGCAAUCUUCCGCUCGAGGCCAGAAUAGACCACAUCGCCGGGGUGGGUAUUCUGGAGAGGGGACUUAAGCAGGAUGAACCCACGGUAACCAUAGUCGAACCUAUCGAACCUCUCUCGAGUAGCCUGACUUCGAAGGUCAAGACCCUUGGCGAUCAAAAGUUCGCUCUGGCAUUGUUGGCAAAGAACAACAGCCUCGAGAUUCAUGAAGUCAGCGACAGUGACGUGGAGCCUGACAAUAGCAGAGUAGUAGUGGUCGAAGCGGAAUCGGACGUGGAGAAGGAACCAGUAGGAGAAUUGGUGAUUCUCGAGAAGGAUCCCGAAGAGGAGGAGGUCGAGGAGCACGGGAGUCUCGAGGAAUAUUAUUCGACUUUGAAGCCCAAGACGGAAACGGAUAUUAAGAAAGAGGCGACAAUGGACGAGAAGGAAGCACCGGAAACGCCAAUGUCCAAGGAGGUCGAGAAGAAGCUCAGGAGUUUCAUAGAAGGGCUCAAGUUACCGGCCUCGCCGGAAGAGGCCAGGGACGAGUGUCAGAAGGCCGAGAACGAGAGAAAUCUCGGCGGGAGUACAGCUUCCAGGAAAGCCAAGAAACGUGCAAUUUUGGAAUCUUACUUCUCGCAGACGCAGGCCGCCAACAGGUUUCUGGAUAUUAUUCAGGAGGAGGGAGAAAAACUGUCGGAGGACGACGAGCAGCAUAUACGGGACUUCAUAAAUGAGGAAAUAAGCAGGUACAGGAGGGAGGAGAAAAGAAUCGAUGAGAAAAACAUGUCGCAGGAGGAUACGGAGGAGCAGGUGAAAUCCGUGAGUAGCGAGAUGAAAGUAGCCGAGAGCAAAUCGACAGUGGAAACAGAGAAAAACACGGCGGUUGUGAAUAAUGAAAAUUCAGAUAGCAAACAGACGAAGGAACCUGGUGUGUCGACGGUAACCGCAGUUUACAAAGAGCUUCCAGUGAUGCAAGAGGCUACAAUAGAAAUUCAAAGCGAUACGACAGACAUCGCGAAUCAUGUACCGAGCAACGCGAAUAACGAUCACGCGAUAAACGGUGAAGCUGGCGGAAUAUCGUCAAUCACGGUAAAUCCAACGACGAAUUGUGCAAACGAACGAAGGUGUCCGCCACCACCUCCUAAAAGAUCCUCCAGCUUCGGCAGCGAUCCGGAGCCACAUCGGCCGCCCACCCCACCCGAAAUAGAUUAUCCGAGUGACCUUCCUGAGAUUCCACCGCUUCCAAACAAUGUAUUUACCAAUCCAAAAAUACCGACACCACCGUUGCGUGGUAAAACAGUACAUUUCGCUGAUACGGAGAACGGCCAUGAGCCACCCCUGCGACCACCGCCUCCCGUUCACGAUAACUCGUUCUUUAACUCGAGCACCGAACCAAUUUACGAAAAUGUCAAGGUAAUCGGAAGAUCGCGCAGUUGGGAAGAAUCUAGACUAUCACCAUCGCCGCCACCGCUACCACCUGUACCAUCGCCAGCCCCACAAUUAUCAAUGGAUCAUCAGCAUAAAGUUCGCGUAUGCCAAUCCAACGUUAAAACUGAACAAAAUACGGUAGACUUCGUGAAGACCCUUUUAACAGUUCUAUCUCAGCACGACACCACCAGUCAAGACGUACAAAAUAUUCUCGCUGGCUUCGACCUGACCCAACUGCCCGAAAACAUACGCGACAUAAUCGACGACCUAAUGGCGCCCAGUCCCAGCGCGUCGACCGCGAGUGACAGCAUCGACUUACGCAACGUUGAGAGUACCGUCAAGCUUGGCAAUGACGCGAGACUUGAAAUAGCGCAUGAGCACAUUAAGGAGCCAGCCGAAAAAUCUGUAAAAUUCUCUGACCAUCCGGUGUCAUCCACUCCGAACGGCCUGGGUGGUUUCGAGGUGCCACGAGUCUCGGAGAAGAGUUCAGUGGCGAAGCACUGCGAGAUCAAAGAGUACCGCACCGAGUGCUGGACCAGCUCAGAGACCAAGAACGGUAUAAAGACUGAUCAGUAUCGCAAAAGCGAGCUUCGUAAUCAGGAGAAGCACGACACUGAGAUCAUCAAUGAGAACGAAGCCAAGUCGGUGAGACAGUCGAGCGAAAAACACGAGGACAGAUCGGCAGCCUUUGACACGAAGAUCGUCGAUUCACUGUCCAAGUCCGAAGGGGUUAGCUACAGUCUGAAACGCGAGCAAAACACGGAAGAGAAGCGCGUCUCGCAACUGCACGUUAAAAAUAACCAGACUGAAGUAGUGGCGAACGAGUGCGAGAAGAGGCAGACAAAUAGUGAACACUGCACCAGCUCCACCGGGGUCAGUUCCAACGAGGUGAAGUCGGAUUCCGCGGGCACUGCCGAGAAACGGGCCGGUGUGCCAGAAAAGUCUGAUAACACGUUCCAGGAAGCCGAGUGCACGACCAAUGCCAUUAGUCCGACUGAUUUUCAAGGUCAGGAUUCUUCGAGCAGCAACGCCUCGUUGAGCACCGCAAAAUAUAAUCCAGACAGAUCUUCACCGGCAGACAUACCCUCCGUGCUCCACGAGAUAGAGAACACUGAGGAUCGACGGGAAAGGGAAAAUCACUCGCCUCCGUUAAAACGGAAGUUGACAUUAUUAAAGCAAGAGAAAUCUCGAGAAAGCUUCAAGGAGAACGAAGAAGAUUCUCCGCAGCCCAUACCGUACUCCCCCAUAGAGGAUCUGUAUAACGCGAAGAAAAUCGAUACCACCGUUGAUUUUUCGACUAAUCUAGACCCGAGACCAGACCUGCUAAAAGACCUCUGCAUAAAGAAGAUCCUGUCGAUGCCCUACGGUGUUCAAAUAAUCAACGAAAUAACCCUUCCAAAGUUUAACAUCUUUAAAAAUCUGCAGACCAUUCAAGAAUCCGUUAACACUAAACUAGAUAACGACACAUUAAAAACGCAUGGUGUGAGCCAAGAGUCACUGUCGAGUAACCAAAGGUUGAUAUCGCGAUCUCACAGCGUGGACUUAGAUACGCGAAAAACUACUGUUUCAGAGGAGUCAAUGAGCACAGAGACACGUAGAGAAGUUGUCUGUACAGAGAGUAGCGAGUCUCGUCGAGAAGAGACAAUGAGCAAGCAGAGAUCUAAUACGUGGAUGGGAGUACCAACUGCUGAGGAUCCACGAUUGCUAGUCUGCUUGUCGCCGUCCCAACAAGAGACCAAGAUGCAAGCCAGUGCUGACAAUCUCCUGGACCUGCACAAGAAGUUCCUAGAGAGACGUAGCUAUCACGAGCCACAACAGCGUCACGACGCUUCCCUCCAAAAGUAUCGUGUUGAAGUAUGCGCCCCCCCAGGUAGCGAAUCAAGUGGUCAUAAGAGCGAUACUCAGUGCGUGGGUGGUAAGGCCGGUCGUUGGAGUGGGGACUGGCACAUUCCUGGACCUGGCAAUAGACUUCUCGAAAUUAUUAAAGAAAAUUCUACGGUGCCAGGAGAUUCGCAAGUGUCUCACAAAGAUCCUCGAUCAAAAUCUAAGCUCGUGGAACGUAGUCGCGACGCCAUUUACGAUUUCUACAGCACGAAAGGUAAUGUUGAUAACAAGACAAUGAGAAGAGUACCGUCUCUGGAUGACAAUCAAGAUCGUCUGAAAGCUACCAGACUCUCGGACUGGCUCAACCUGGCCAGGCGUAACUCCGUUGAUAGCGAUUCAGGAACACGUGGUGGUAAUAACUUAUUAAUAGAGCAAUCGUGCGAGAAAAUAUGUGAAGGCAGCGAUAAGACGUAUUCCAACUCGACAACCCGAGUCAAUAAUGUGCACGGAACCGGAGAGAGUUCAGUUUACGAAGAAGCGCCUCGGGAAGAAGCUACGCGUGAUAAGUCACGAUCAUGGGCGACGAAUCAACAGUCCAAGAGAGACAGGGAAAAGUUAAUGGAAAAUCGCACGGAGAAUCAGUUCAACGAAACGUCUAGUAGAAAAGUCAUUGAGGGCAAUCAACGUAUAAACAGUGCAUUGGUGGAUCGUUCGCGCGAGUCUUGUGACGCAACCGUCAGAAGUAACACGCCGUUUCGCAAAAGUCCUAUUUCGAUGAACAGUGCUAUUAUUGACAAGUCUGCGAGCACGUCGGAUAUGAGGAAGACUACAGUGCUUAAGAAGAGUGACGUUAAGCAAGGUGUCAAUCCUGCUUUGAUCAAUGACAAACCCGAGGUACCCCCAAAAUUUAAGAAAUCAGUAUCCGUGGAUAGAUCAUGUAUCGACACGACAAGUAUAUUUGAUAAGACACCACCAAGAAGUCAUCUUGAGCCUAGGAGAUAUCAUGACACUGAACGCGAGAAGCAAGUCAGUACCGAGGAAAUUAUGGAGAAUCUGAAACAGUUGCAAUCUAACAUGAAAUACCACAUGGAUAGUCGUAGACGGUAUUCGUUGCCUCAGGAAUAUUUUGACGAGCAAUUGAAAUACAUAGAGCAAUUGGAGACUCAGCUUAAGAACGUUAUAAUGGCCGAGGAGGAGGAACGUAAUACGUUAAGUAACGGCAGACAGGAGAUCAAUCAAAAAGUGCGGCAAAGACCGCACAGCGUCAUAGGUGGUCCAUGCGUCAGGGACGAACGCGACGUAUUCAACGAAAUUUCAAGUAAUGAGAAAAUUCAGGAUUCUCGGAAGUUAAGGGAUGUCUCCCAAGAUAAGAACGAUAUUACGCACAGAGACACGUGGCACGAAGAAUCCAGAGAUGUUGGAGAUGGCAAAUCCGAAACGGUGAAGAAAGACGGUUUUUACGAGAUAAGAAAGAAAAUGUUGGACGCGGAUGGCUUUCGCAAGGAGGAAUCCGAGCGCAAUGAAACCAAAGAGGAGAGAUACGUUAUCUCGAAAAGAGGUGACAUAGCUCACAGAAUCGAACCCGAUGAUAGAAUCGUCAAAAUCGAAAGACCAAAAUCCGCAACGUCCGCGGUGCCGACGAACGGCGAAGUUUUCCGUCAAAAGAUGUACGACGAGUACGUGCACAAAGUGCAGGAACGAGAGGAGCGGAAGCAUCACAAGGUGAUAAAGAUCAGUUCGCAUGCGGAUCUUGAUAAGACCGAUGGGAAGGCUAAUAUGAACAAAAUGGAACAAGAGUUUAUACAGAGAGCUAAGAACAGACUGGAUAAGUUUGGCAUAAAGUUGGACGAGAGUGAAUCGGAAGCUGUGAGCAGUGGUACGGAAAGGAAUCAAGAUGACGGUGCCGAGGAGGAGGCCAAGUGCCUCAUCGAUGGGAAAGAGAUCACCGAUGCCAGGAGAUUGCCAAAGCAUCUUCAGGAGUUCUUGAAGAUAUCAUCGGAGCUCGAGGACGCUGGAGAAAAAGGCAUAUCAACAGAUCUACUGCACGAGAUUGACACGGCUUUGAAAAUCGGCAAGGGAUUUCUGCUUGGUGAAGAGAACAACAUGUUUGCUCCUACGUUUAAAGCAUCGUCGGCUAAACCAGGAGUGUGGUCACCGGGAAGCGAACCCCGUCCACCGCCAAAACAGCCAAGUCCUGAGCGUGGCAAGGAAUCGGACAAGGAUGCUGGGAUUCCACCAGUAUGGACUCCGUCCAGCGCAGGUGCAAGUCCGGUUCCUGAGAGGAAGGAAUUUCGUCCCGUUCAAUUCGAAAGUCCUGUAUUAAGUCGAAAGAAUAAACCUCAGUCGCAGUCUUCCACGGAGGAGGCACCUCCACCCUGGGAAGGCGAGGAGGAAAAGAAGGAAGCAUCAGAUAUCCUUUCGCAGAGUAUCACAUCCCGUAUCGUCAAUUCGCACUCGGCACCCUCUCAGGGGUUGAACACCCUUGCGGGUACACCCCGAUUGCCUCGAGCACAAAAUCCUACGAUUACCUUACUGCAAAAGGCCAGGGAGGGUCAGUUACCGAAAGGAGCUGCGUACUUAGAGGAAAGUGAUAAAGUUGCUUAUCGGAAGAAUGACGAAAGACCUUUGAUCAGUCCUGGCGAGAUAAUCUACACCGUGAAGAAGGAGUACGAAAGCGAGCCAGAAACAGAAAACGAGCCGCCCAAGAAGAUGGCUGAUUUAGGACCUAGGAAAUUCGAAGGUAUCGGUCCAAUAACCAAGGAGGGUAUUCCUCUUGUACUGAGAUCGGAAGUCAAAGAGAACAACCAAGCAAGAUGGUACAAGAAAAUGUAUGACUCUUUGCAUCGCGCUGAUAAGGAUGAAGACUACGUAACCAUCCGGUACAAGCCACGUAGAGGAGGAAGGUACGGUUACGGCACCAGUAGUGGUUACUUGAGUGAACCCGAACCACGUGGUUCUUCCGACAGAUCAGCGACUCUUGACAAUCGACGACGUCUGCGAAAUAAAGAAAAUGACUUCUCCACUUCGACUAUGCCGAGAAAAAACGGCCCACUGAAAUACGCCAGCGAGGUUUACAAAAAUCAACCAGGCCGUAUCGAGGAUUACGAACCAGGUCGAUCAUCCAUUGCCGACAAGGAAACCAAAGAGCCAACGUCUAUCACGUGGACAAGAAGAAAGUGGUGGGACGAGGUCAUGGACAUAUUUGACGGGCCUUUCGAUCAGCGCAGUACACAUAUCGCCAAGCCCUAUAUGUCCCAUGCCUUAAAAGAAUCCGGCUACGAAAGCGAUUCGACCCUGGUAUUUCGUCGACGCGACGACGUCAAUCCUCUGAGUCCUCUUGAACAAAGAUUGGCUUACAAGACUGUACAAAAGGGUGGCGACGUACCCCUGCAUGGUCUUCGUAAACCAGCCCCUGAACGACCAAAGGACGACUCCGAGAUCGAAUACUUCCCGAUCUCGCCGACUUUGACGCGGAUUCGCGUACACAAGAAAACGAAUCCCACGUCAACAGAAACGAACGCGCGAACUCCGAUCUGCCCGGGCGGUGCCAGUUCCUCAUCCACGGAGAUGGUUUUCGCGCGCUACAAAAGAUCCGCACCCUCUCUGGUCAACUCAGCCCUGAGACAGUCCUUCAAGUCGGACAUCAUUCCGGCAAGGUCGCACUCGACACCUUCCAGAAUAUCCUCCCCACCACCUGGACGACCGCCAUCGAGGGUAUCGUCUCCUGCUAGCGGACCACCCUCUCCUCCAAGGAGAAUGUCCUCCCGAAAUAACUCAACUCUCAGACUCUACUCGAAGAUGCACAUUACUGAUAAUCCACAUCCACCGAGUUCAAGACACGAGCAGUGCUUUGCGGCUGAUAGCGUGUCAAACAUCAGAUUCCUGAGGGACCGGCUUUCUUGCAAGCUCGAAAAACACAGGAAGGACAGAGAAGAGGCACAGAGGAUCAGGAUAACAAGAACCUUGUCGACCAGUCCAGUAUCGUCGCGGACCAGGGUGUCCUCUACGGUCAUUACUGAUUUUCCUAGUGGGAAAUCAGAACCUUGUUUAUCUAGAAGUUUCACAGAGGGUACCAGCUCCAAGCAUUCUACUCGGAGUCCUGAACGAUUGAGAUCCAGGAUCUCUACAUCGGCUAGUCCUGUAUCCAGGACUUCUAGGACUACAGUACAGAAAACGGUCGAUAGCAAACGAACCUUGGAAGAUAAACCACCUAUCAAGAGAGUACCGUCCAAGAGUCCUAUUUCCAUGAGCUCUAGGGAAUCGACUGUAGAUCGGCUAUGCUCAUCGGAAAGGACGUGCCAUCAUGGCAGUCGGUCAAGGACUUCGGUUGUCCCAGUGCAAAAGGAGCCUAUUAAAGUUCGUCGUACGAAAAAGGAGCAGGAUGAGGUUUGCAAGAGAUUGAGUAGAUCACCUGAUUUAUCUUCACCCAUGGAAGUUCGUAAGGUUAUCCAGAAGCAGAAGGACAAGGAGUCCAAGGUAGGACAGACGAAACUCUUGCCUUCGGGAACCGUUGUGAAAAGUUCUACGACUCUGUAUUCUUCGGCUGCCAAUAGCAAGCAAAAGAAUACCGAAGAUAAAUCAUUGAGAGUAACCGUGGCGAUAUCAUCCAAAGGACGGGAGCUUCUACGAAGAACCACGGAAACUUCAACCACUACCAGAAGUCUGACGAAAACGUCGACCACGAGUUCAUCGCCGUUGAUAAGUCGGAAAACGACUUUUGUAGAACCUGUCGAAAAUUCCAAGCUGAAGCCAGUAACGAAGCAGCAGGAUAAAUUGCGAAGUAGCCGAGAAUCCUUGCGUUCGACUUCAUCCUACUGUACGGAUGUUCUGAAUGAUAUCGGUAAGAGGAAACGACCGCGUGAGAAACCGCAGACAAUUGUGAAAUCGCCCGUGAGGAAACCAGAAACUAUCAGUCUGAUACCAGAGGACAAGGACAGGAAGAUUGAGAAGAAAAAACUGCGAAAGGAUAAAAAUAACGAGAUCGUUAAAAAUAAAAAAUCGUCAAACGGUAAGAAAAGUGAUUCUGAAAAGAAAAAGUCUAGGAAAGCUUUAGGAAAGGCAGCUGGGUCGGAGAUGGCUAAGGAAUUGCGUAAACUCGAUCAAGAAAAUCCCACACCUGCAUUGACUGUGGAGCAGAUAAAACGCCAUCAGGAAGCCAUGAAGUCGGAUGCAUUUUUUCAAAAUUUAUUUUUGAGAAAUAUCUCACCCACCCCCUCGCAAGCCAGUACACUGAGAAAAUCAUCGGUCCUAGAGCGCGCCAAAAUGUUUCAGGAUUUAAAUAAUGAGAAUUUCAAAUCGGAACCGUCGCUCAGAUCCCUUAAUAUUUACCUGACCAGUAAGCGACCAGUUUCUAAUUCAAAAUUCAAAAAUUGGGAUCGCGACAGUGUCUCUUCGAGGUGUUCCAGUCCUUAUGGUGUCAGCUGGCCUGGGCGGUCCGUAUUUCAAAAAAUUAGCAAAUUUGAUAGUCUCCUGAGCGUUGAUGAUUACGCGACGGAAUUCGGUUCGGCCACUUCACUGCGUGGACGAAGUCCGGACAUAACUCAGCAUUGCUACAAGGAAAGAAGUUUGAGCGAACCACCAUUAAAAGUGCUACCGGUAACUUCCGAGCAACAAAAUCCUGAGCGUCAUUCGCCACGACCAGCAUCGCCAUCUCCAAUUAGAUCACCAGCCUGCCGCAGGAUCCAAAGCCUAAGACAACAGGACGUUCCGGGUACCACAAUCGUCGUGAGAAAAGCAAGAGCCAGAAGUGCUGGUGAAAUUGAGCAACGUAAGAAAGCAAUUUUCGGGUCAAACUUGUCACUGGCAAAAAGUACAAGUUCACUGAAUUCCUCGCAAAUCGAUAGAGAAGAGUAUCAGCAAUACGUACUAGAGAUGCUGCACUGUAAAAGAAAAUCUAAACGAUAUAAGGAUCUUCAUGAUUUCUAUGCAAGCUUGGAAAGAAUGGGUGAGCUAGAGCGUACAGCAUCCAGUGGUGACUUGAAGCCCAGAUUAAAGAACGAAGAGAUCAUUGACUACGAUCGUUGGAAGGAAGUCAGAUCUAAGGAACGUGCGGAACAAGAAUUGAAGCUAUUGUAUGGUAAAUUGAAAGCAGCCCAAAAGGAAAAGGACUUCCUCUUCAGACCUAAGGACGUCGAUCAGUUCAGAUGGCGAGGUGAUUCCGGAUUGAGGUGUAAGGAAAAGUCCGUGGAAAAUAUACGCGAUCAUUUUCGUAAAUUAGAAAACGAAGAGAGCGAAUUGGAAUCUUUGCGACGUCGUGAAAUCUCGUCGAAGAAAGACGUCUAUAAGCCACUAUGGCGAGGAAACUCGGUGGUGAGUGUAGCGAAUACAAUAUCGAGAAGAGCAACGUCAUCCGAAAUGGAAAAAACCGUACAGCCGCUUCUGCAAAAGAAUCUCGGUGGAAGUAGAAAAUUUUGGAGCAGCCUGUCAGUCGAGCAAGUAAAUGCUUUGAAGAAUCAGCUUAAUGAAAUUUAUAGCAACGACAGUGGAAAAUUGAAGGCCAUGUCAAAAUCUGAUUACGAAAUAGUAGUUCCAUCUCAGGACCAGUUUGGCGAUGGCAUCCAGGAAGAUAAGAAAGGUCUUCAUGUACGAUGUCAUUCCAUGGUGACGCCGGAUAUAUGCAAAAUGGCCGAAGUCGUCGAUAAGAAGUCUCCUUACAGCCACUUGGAUUCCCCGUUGAAGAGAAGCAAUUCGAUAAAUCGCGGAAGAAGCAUUGAGAGAUCACAAUCGGACAGAGAAGUGGUGGCGCCGGCUAUGUCUGAAUUGGAAAAGAAGAGAUUAUCGUUGACCUUGAGUCAAGAGAUCUUAGAUAAGGUAACGCGAAGACGAGCUUCUGCGUCGAUAACGCCACGAGAGACCCGCGGUGCGAUAGCUGCAGCUGCAGCGAAACCAAAGGGUUCGACCUCAAGUGGAACUGACACUUCACCGCGCACCUGUUACUCCCUGGAAAUGUCAGAAGAAGGUACACCAAAGUCCAAAGAUAAAAGUGACUUCUUACUAGUUUUAACGCCAAACGACGAAACGCCGACGAGCAAGCGAAGGGUUGAAAAUGUCCUGGAACAAUGGUCGAAGAAGCCACCAUUAAUGACAAUGGCCGUUUCCGAAGAAAGUUUAGUCAAAAUGUCACGGGCUACGUCCGGUAGUGAGCUGGAUAGCAAUACUGAGAGUUCCGAGACAUCGGUGAGAACUGUUAUACAUCAGGGAAGCGCAGAAGACGUAACGAGAAAGGUCGAAUUCUUUGAGACUAUGGAUUACGAGACGAAAAAGGAUGAUAAAAUGGAUGCGCGGACAGAGAAGCAGCCAAGGAGCAGUCUGUCGUUUUCUCAAAGUUUUGCAGACCUGAAGGAACUCUUUGGCGAGACGGAAUCAGCUAAAUACGCAACGAUACCGUUUCACAGGUCACGACCUCGUUCGACCUCACCGAGACGAAGUCCUCCCGCUUCGCCAGACACUUUCAACACGCGACAAUUCUAUUCACGAUCGCAGGACCGUGAACACUUUGUCGACAGGGCCCGCAGUGUCAGUCCGUGUCGCGGUAUGUCGACGUCAUCCUGCAGCCUCGAGAGUCUAUGGCAGCGAAGUGCAUCUCCAGAUCCAGAAAAGUACUGGCGAGCCUACCUGAAGUUGGCGAAGAGCGGAGCAGUGAGGAGACUACGCGCCAAAUUCGAAAGUCUAGAGGAACUGACUGGUAACCGUGCGAAGAUGGUGCCAACCCCAAAAAGAUUCCAAAGCGAUCCGGAACUGACGCGUAAUUUACUAAGCAAGGGAGCAGACGAUAACAGGGCAAUAAUCAAGCCACAGGAGGUACCAGACGUGAGCUGGCUCAGAAGGAAAUAUGAACCAGUGAGAGGUCGGGCGCGUAAACGUGGUACGUCACCACCAAUUCCACGUAUCCCUUUGCGAAUGGAGGACCUGGGUAUGCCGCGUAUCAACGUGAUAAGUAAAUUAGCCGAGCUAAAAGAACCAUUGCGAAAGACAGCGAGCUCCUCUAAGAAAGCAGAAACGAAGGAGUUGGAAGCUAGCAAGCCGGUCGGUCGUAUUCGUAAGAAAUUCGAGCAUGAUCAGGAGGUGUCGAUUCUAGGUGAGAUGUUCACGUCAACUCCGAACGUGCACGAACUUCGUGAUAUAGCACCGUAUUUGGCCGGUCAGUGGGUUGCACACAAGUAUCCUAGUCGUCAUGAUAACGCGCGGUCCUUAUCCUCACCCGAGCUCGAGACGGAGGGUGGAUCCUCGAGUCGUAUAUCGAGUCAUGGAGACGGUACCUCGGAGAAGAGGCAGAAGGUCGGAAAGCCACGUGCUACCUCCUCGUCACCUAUACGUCCUAGAAGACCACCUUCGAUCUUGAAGCAACCCACGGACGCCUUUGCGAAUCAACCUUUUGACCCGAGCAAGCACAGACCGAGGUAUAGGUACCAACCUCCUCCUCCGACUGUUCAUCGAGAGACCAGGCCCUGGUGGCCACCAAUACCAACCUACACCGCGAGGCCUACGGUCACCUUCGAAGAGUACUCGAACGCACCUCCGCCGCCACCAAAAGCUCCACACUACAAAGGCGACCGUCAAGAAUCGCCAAGACGUUAUGUUGAGGGUGAGGUGACGAUUCACUAUCGCUCGCCAGUGCGCACAGAGGCGAAGGAACCAUUGAGCGAGGAGGAACUUGCACGCAGAAGUGCCGAGAAUAUGCGUCGCGUUUAUCAGGAAGAAAGACGUCGCAAAUAUCUUCAAGAGCUGCACGAUAUCGAUUCACGACGUCAUACGGACAAUUUUAUACCUUCGCAGAAGUCUCCAAUACCGCUGAACAGAUACGAUGAUUUUAUCGAUGACCUCAGUCAUCGUGGGAGAUCUCAUCAGGAUGUUACACCUGAGCCACGUCUGGUUGCAAGGGCUCUUUAUAAUUUUGUAGGACAGUCUUCCAGGGAACUGACUUUCCGACGUGGCGAUAUUAUAUUCGUACGUCGUCAAGUUGAUAAGAAUUGGUACGAGGGAGAGCACAAUGCCAUGGUGGGAUUAUUCCCGUUUAAUUAUGUUGAGAUUCUCCCGUAUGAUGGAAUAAGGACAACACCAAAGAAGCCACACGAGGGACAGGCGCGCGCAAAAUUCAAUUUCGUCGCUCAGACAAAUCUGGAAUUAUCGUUAACCAAAGGUGAAAUGGUUAUUCUGACACGACGGGUAGAUGAAAAUUGGUACGAAGGACGGAUUGGUAAUAGGAAAGGAAUAUUCCCAAUUUCCUACGUUGAAGUGAUCGUAGAGCCAGGUCACAGGCCAGAAACUCCCGUUCAGAGUAAACCCGUUGCUUCACCCGCAGCACACAGUCUGCUCUCUAAUGGAUCGGCUGGUGGAAAAAUGAGCAUGGGAGCUCAUCAUUACACCCCAUCGAUCCCCGUCAACCCCACCACAACCCAGCCCCAUUACAAUUCACUGCCACGUAUGGGAGGGAACAAAUUACACGUAGCUCCUGUCAACGAGACAUUACACAUCGAUACCCACUCAGAGCCUCAACCGUAUCGUGCUCUCUACAAUUACAGACCGCAGAAUGAAGAUGAACUGGAAUUGAAAGAAGGCGAUACGGUGUAUGUGAUGGAAAAAUGUGACGACGGUUGGUACGUCGGCUCGAGCCAACGAACCGGUUACUUCGGUACCUUCCCUGGAAAUUACGUGGAAAGAUUGUGAGAGAACACAAGGCGCGAUCUCGUACGAACGAGGAGAUCAUAGGUAGACCGAACAUCACUUCCGUUGCAUUGGAAAAAAAAAGGUAGACCGGAAGUCAAGUGAAUGCUAAUGAAAUUGCAUCGUAGCGAUCGAAUUAUUGCUUGAGGGAUGAAAUUGCUAUACUUCCUUGAAAUUGUGACAUUAGAUUAGAUACGAUACCGAAAUAAAUAUUGAUAAGAGGUUUUAAACAUUUACAUAAUACGUAUCUCUGUCGACUAACGAAAUGUUACGACGAGCAAAGUGUCGAAAGCGAUUAUGGGUCUUCCUCCGAAUACGGUAUCACAUUUGAUUUUAAUUGAUAACAAUCACGCAUGCACUCGGAUACUCGAUAGCCUCGAGAGAAUAAUAUUUAACGACGAUCUUGUAUAACAUUGCAUCUACCAAAAAUAAUGUAUAAGUUCACCUAGGCUAAUGUGUAAGUAGUGUAUAAUAACAUUUAGUAAUUUAUUGAUAUGAAGUUGUCAUGCUACGAAUGUAACGACGAUCAAUGUUACGAUGACGUUCGCACACGUCAUCGCUGUAUAUCCUAUGCGCACGAUGCCCCAUUGCGUGGCUCAACAAUACAUUUUUCUUACAAAUAUAUCUACGUAGGAAUGGCCUCUUGUAAAACGCGCGACUAUAAAUGCAUACAGUUAUUUGUAAAGUCGAAACAAUUUUAAUAACGAGUGUAAAAUCGAACUUCGUUAUUUUUAAAUCAAUAAGGGAUAAGAAUGACUACUGUAUUUGAUAGGGAGCUCUUUACAUGUACGCGAUACUUCGAAUACUUAGAGUAGCCAUCCUUAAUCCUUUCGAUACAAGUGAUUUCAGAGAGAAACCAUUAAUUUCUCAACUGCGCUAAAAUAAAACUUCAUUUUCUUUAUGAUUAAGCUUGAGUCUGAAAGGGCUAAGGAACUUUGGCCUGUAAACGAACACCUCACUCACCUCGGAGUUUGCAUUGAGUAAAAAUGUUUGUUGAAAAAUAAAACCGUAAUAUGAAUACAUGAAUUCUUAUAGGUUGUCGCGAAUGCGUUCCCCGUUAUAUCAACCCGCGACAACGUUCUAAUAAAACAAAAUACGUAGGGUCGACAUUUGUGAGAUUGUUAACUAUUUGAUUUCUUGAACCGACCACUCUUAUCAGCAUCUAGAGACGUGUAUUCUGCUUGAGUUGAAUUUACAUUAGAAUUAACCCAAUGAUUUAGAAGGUGGAUUUCAUUUCGUCGCCAACAAGGUGACGAAGCAAAUCUCUCAUUAUGAUUGAAAGUUUGCCUUCCCAAAUUCAUAUUCAUAUUUUUGUAUACAUUAUUUAUACUUAGAAUUAUAUAUAGUAUAUAUAUAGUAUAUGCAUAAAAUAUGAAAAAUAUCACCUAAACAAUUAGUGAUAUAUAUAUAUAUAUAUAUAAAUCAUAGGUAUAUACACAUAAUUACACGCGACAUUUUAUUGCAUGUUCAUGCACCAAACAUCAAAUACAUACAACAUGACUCCGUUGCUAUGACCAUCGCUAUGAAAUUUCUUGUUGUGCGAUAAGUUCUAUGCGUGUGUAAUAAAACCUACAUACGUACAUUGCGCGUCGUCACGGACGUAGUUCAAAAAACAGACAAUAUUAAAAUUAUUGAUACGAAUAGAGAAUAUGUACAAGGGCAUUACUCUGUUCAGUAUACAGAUAUACCGGGUGUCGUCGACGCGGAGUCUUGUGUAACAUUCAAAUUGGACGCUUCUAGUCAGUCAAACGUCACAUACUGACUUUACCGAAGAUAUACUGGCUCUUACAGGAUAUAUUAAAUAUUCGACAUAUCGCAUGGAUAUCAUAGAAAAUGAAUGAAGAAUAUACAAAUAUUAAUUAUUAAAAUCACGCGUGUGACCAGAUAUAGAUGUACGAUCAACCAAAAAUAUCUUAUUUUAAUUGAACCUUAAAGGAUACAAUGUAAACUUUAAGAAAACUCUCAUAUGGUACAUUUUUAAUUGACUGCUAAAUGCGCGAGUUUAAGAUCUAAGCGUUCAUCACUUAUACACAGUGAUUUUUUUCUUAUUGUUACGAAUUUUUUAAACAUUGAAUACUCGCGCUUGACGCAGAUUUUUAUUUCUACCAUAUUUAGGAGUCUUGCAUCUACUCCAAUAACAUCUUUCCUGAAUAAACUUUGAUAGCGUCAUGUUUUCUGUUUUGAGCGCCACAUCUCUUGUACUUCGUUUAUUUUCCGAGAGAGGCUUCGUAGUGUCUAUAAUGCUGCAACGAUGUAUCGUAUCGUUUUAUUUGAAAUUAUUGUAUUUUCAUUAAUUAGCACUAACGAUGUCACUAUUCAUUGUACACUUCGGCUACCAAUAAACCCUAGUGUAUUACUAA
Molecule: messenger RNA, 17852 nt
Organism: Cephus cinctus (wheat stem sawfly)
Lineage: Eukaryota; Metazoa; Arthropoda; Insecta; Hymenoptera; Cephidae
Gene: CAP
Exons: 29
Coding region: 1765-15495 (4576 amino acids)
Molecular function (GO): protein binding
Source: RefSeq, a predicted model, not a curated record